CCGGGCCCGCCCGGCCCGGGCCGCUGACGUGGAGCUGCCCCCGCGCUGCGCGUGCGCGCGCGGCCCUUCCGGAGCGGAGCAGGAUGGUGCUGCUGGAGAGCGAGCAGUUCCUGACGGAGCUUACCAGGCUCUUCCAAAAGUGCAGGACUUCCGGCAGUGUUUUCAUAACGCUGAAGAAAUAUGAUGGCCGAACAAAACCAGUCCCACGCAAAGGCCACGUAGAAAGUUUUGAACCAGCAGACAACAAGUGUCUCCUAAGAGCAACUGAUGGAAAGAAGAAAAUUAGCACAGUGGUGAGCUCAAAGGAAGUAAAUAAAUUCCAGAUGGCAUAUUCAAAUUUGCUAAGAGCUAACAUGGAUGGUCUGAAGAAGAAAGACAAGAAAAGCAAGGCCAAGAAGAGUAAAGCAACACAGUGAUGGGACAGCGUACUACCAUCACUAUAAUAGACUUGACCCUUGCUCAAAGCAAAGUCCAUUUCUUUUUAUCAUUUGUCUUUGGCUUUCCUUCCAGCAGGAUACUGGGAUGUGAUCAGUACUUUUGUUUAAACUGAGAGCAGAGGUGCUUUUUGGAUUGUUGUAUGGCAGGAGUAUGUACAGCAUUAUACCGAAAUAGCUUUACACUCAGCUGGUUUGUACUUACACUGCUGCUGUUUACUCUGCAGUGUAAAACCUGUGGGGGGGCGGGUAGCACAGGGUGAAGAGAAAUGCUCUGUACCAGAAGCAAAACAAGGCUGGAGUAGGAGUCUCAGUGACAGAUGCUCAGUUUUAUAGAUGAGCCUCAGCAGUUCGAGGGAAAGCAGAUGCCAACAUAUUAUCAGGAACAGCUGCUUUCUUGGUUCUGUCUUAAGCUGAGGGACAUCUCUACCUGAUGCAAUACAGAUAUCCCCAAGGCAGCCAGCACAGUGCUUGAGUUCUUGCAGAGCCUUCACUCCAUGCUGAUCCAGCUGUUCUGACCCCAGCUCAGGGUGGGGGGAGAGUAGGACUCUGUGUAAUGUUCCCCUCAGACAUCGCUUUAAAAUGCUCAUGUCACCUAAACUUUUUGUUUUUUAAAAACAUCAUCCUUCAGUAUAUGCAGGGAUCUGAAUUUUCCUUCCUCCGUAUAAGCAGAUGCAAAAAGUAAAUCUGUAAUUGCUCCUAUUAAACAUAAUGAGAAAUGGA
Messenger RNA from Corvus hawaiiensis (hawaiian crow), 1157 nucleotides. It is a transcript of the gene SRP14, whose product is annotated as signal recognition particle 14. NCBI's taxonomy places the organism in Eukaryota, Metazoa, Chordata, Aves, Passeriformes, Corvidae. Bases 84 to 416 code for a protein of 110 amino acids. The record is from RefSeq and is a predicted model, not a curated record. Gene Ontology annotation, cellular component: signal recognition particle, endoplasmic reticulum targeting. Gene Ontology annotation, molecular function: 7S RNA binding; endoplasmic reticulum signal sequence receptor activity. Gene Ontology annotation, biological process: SRP-dependent cotranslational protein targeting to membrane. The transcript has 5 exons.